UUCAUCUGUAAACAUUGAAAACACUCCUAUAUUCUGAAAAUGACUUGCAAAUUAAUCUCUGCUGUUAUUCUGAUCGUCUGCCUUGGGGCCGCCGUCGCACAACAUCAUCUUCACGAGGAGGAACACCAUGGGCCAGUUCAGUACGAGUUCCACUAUGAUGUCCAUGAUGACCACACCGGAGAUGUUCAUGGGCGUAAGGAAGCUCGCAAGGAAGAUCAGACACAGGGAGAGUACUAUUUGAUCGAUGCUGAUGGCUACAAGCGUACCGUUACUUAUCACGUCGAUGGCAAGAGCGGAUUCAUUGCUGAAGUUCAUCGCGAGCCAAUCAAGGGACAUCAGGCUCCUCAACAAGUGCAUAAAGUUUUGGCAGCUCCUAUCCAUAAGGUUUUGGCUGUUCCUGUUCAUCACGAGCAUCAUUACUAG
Molecule: messenger RNA, 423 nt
Organism: Toxorhynchites rutilus septentrionalis
Lineage: Eukaryota; Metazoa; Arthropoda; Insecta; Diptera; Culicidae
Product: larval cuticle protein A2B-like
Exons: 2
Coding region: 40-423 (127 amino acids)
Cellular component (GO): extracellular matrix
Source: RefSeq, a predicted model, not a curated record